Molecule: messenger RNA, 1008 nt
Organism: Lithohypha guttulata
Lineage: Eukaryota; Fungi; Ascomycota; Eurotiomycetes; Chaetothyriales; Trichomeriaceae
Exons: 3
Coding region: 1-1008 (335 amino acids)
Molecular function (GO): methyltransferase activity
Source: RefSeq, a predicted model, not a curated record
AUGGACCAACCAGCUUCGGCUACCAAUGAUUACACUUUGGGCAAUCCCCAAGAGCCUAUUGAACCGGACAGCACUAGCGACUACGACACCGACAGCGUAGGAUCAGACCUUACCUCGAUAGCAUCUUCAGUCUUCGAAUAUCAAUAUGAAAAUGGUCGACGCUACCAUGCCUACAGAGCUGGAAGAUAUGUUCUACCCAACGAUGAGACAGAACAAGAUCGGCUUGACCUGAUGCACCAUGUCUUUAGAUUGACUCUAAACGGCGGGUUGUGCUUGACACAGCUCGAAAAUCCUCUAAAGAUUCUUGAUGUUGGUACCGGAACCGGAAUCUGGGCUAUCCAGGUAGCGGAUGAAUAUCCUUCAGCACAGGUCAUAGGCACCGAUAUCAGUCCAAUCCAACCAAACUGGGUUCCGCCAAACGUGCAAUUCCAGAUCGACGACGCAGAAACAAACUGGGCAUUUCCGCAAGAUUCCUUCGAUUUCAUACACAUCCGUUGCGGCGGCGGUAGCAUCCGGAACUGGCCUGCCCUCCUUGCACAAGCCUACGACCAUCUCAAACCAGGCGGCAGAAUCGAGCUCAGCGAAGGCCGAACCCGUAUGUGCUGCGACGACGGUACCUACUCACAGGAAAGCUCAACCUACAAAUGGGUCGACACCUUCCACCAAAUCGCCAGAUCCCACGGUCUUGAUUUCGACCCAUUCGACCACUACGCUGGCUGGCUACGACAAGCAGGAUUCGAGAAUGUGAUCGAGGAGGAGCGACCGUGUCCCAUUGGCGGUUGGCCUAAGAACAAGAGGCUGAAGGAGAUUGGUAAGGUAUUCAAGUAUCAGUUCCUCACUAUGGCUGUAGAUAGCUACUCGCUAGCAUUAUUCACGAGGUUAGGCGGCUGGUCUGUAGAGGAGACGCAAGUUCUGUUGGCAGAGGUAAGGUCAGAAUUUGGCCCUAAGCAGAAAGCUCAUCUCUACACGCAUUGUUCAUAUGCGAUUGGUCAGAAGCCAGGAAGAUAA